This is a messenger RNA of Thamnophis elegans (Western terrestrial garter snake), 3020 nucleotides long. Its product is annotated as zinc finger protein 180-like. Gene Ontology annotation, biological process: regulation of DNA-templated transcription. The record is from RefSeq and is a predicted model, not a curated record. The transcript has a single exon. NCBI's taxonomy places the organism in Eukaryota, Metazoa, Chordata, Lepidosauria, Squamata, Natricidae. Gene Ontology annotation, molecular function: DNA-binding transcription factor activity, RNA polymerase II-specific; RNA polymerase II cis-regulatory region sequence-specific DNA binding. Bases 1192 to 2034 code for a protein of 280 amino acids.
GGCAAUAAGAGCACUUUGGACUAGUGUAAAUAACAAUCAGUGGUAAAAAGGGAAGAAAAUCAAGCCAGAAAUCAAAAUAUUUUCCAUUUCCUGCAGAAAACCAUACAAAUCUGCUCUUCCUCCAGCAGCUGACAAAAGAGAGAAAAUUGAGAAAGAAUAAGCAGAUUAUGGAGAACUCAAGGAUAAAUUGAAUGAGAGGUGAACGUAGAUUUUAUAUCAUUCAGCAAAAGAGGGAUAUAUGUGGAAGUCCGUGGGGAGGAAGGCAGACAGUAAUGCAGGCCUCUCUAUGUGAGGAAGAAGACGACUUAAAUGAAAGCACCACUAAACAAGACAUUGUCCAUAAUUUUGACCUCCCCAAGUAUAUCAGCUGUGGAAAAGCUCCAUAGAUUUGCCUAUUGUGUGAAAAGCACAGAUUGCAAAUCACAACUGAUUAUGUACUAGACGGGCCAGAAAGGAGAAAAUCCAUACAAAUUACCCGAUUGUGGCAAAAACUAUGGUCACAACAGCUCCCUUGUGGUUCAUGGAAGUAUCACCACACAAGAGGGAAGUGCUCCCAAUGUAAAUGUUUUAGUGAGCAUGGCAACAUGGUGCUACAUUAGAUAACUCACAGGAGGGAGAAAACUUAUGACUGCAGAUUGUGAGAAAGUUACAUUAGAAAUUCUCAGGUCUUGAGACACUAAAGGAUACACACACAGGAAUAAAACCAUUUGGACAUCCUUUCUGUGGGAAAAGUUUCAGUGAGAAUUCCACUCUGGUGAAACACCCAAGGACUCUCACAAAAGUGAAACCCUUUGAAUGUCAUGAUUGUGAUAAAAAAUUUAGUCACAAUUUUAGUCUGGUGACACAUCAGUAGAUUGACUCCAGGGAGAAACUGUAUGAGUAUCCAGAUUGUUGGAAAAACAACAUUAGAAAUUUCCAUCUGAAAAGACACCAGACAACUCUCACAGAAGAAAAACCCUUUGAAUGUCCUGAUUAUGGGAAAGUCACAAUUCCAGCCUGGUGAUACAUCAGAAGACUCACAUAGGAGAUAAAUGCUUUGAAUGUCCUGAUUAUUGGAAAACUUUCAGUUAUGAUUCCAAUUUGUGAAACACUAGAGGAAACCAUAAAGGAGAAAAACCCAUUCAAUGUCCUGCGUGUGGGAGAAGUUUCAAUAGUAAUUCCCACCUGGUAAUACAGCAGAGGAUUCACUCCAUGGAGAAACCUUAUAAGUGUGGAGAUUGUGGGAAAAGUUUCAUUAGAAAUUCCCACCUCCUGAGACACAAGACCACACACACAGAAGAGAAACUCUUUGAAUGUCCGGACUGUGGGAAAAGAUUGAGUGAUAAUUCCAGCCUCGUCAAACACCAAAAGACUCACACAGGACAGAAACCUUUUGAAUGUACUAUCUGUGGGAAAAGCUUUAGCAAAAAUUUCAGUCUGGUGACACACCAGAGGACUCACACAGGAGAGAAACCCUUUGAAUGUCCUGACUGUGGGAAAUGUUUCAGUUGGAAUUCCAAUCUGGUAAGACACCAGAGGACUCAUACAGGAGAGAAACCCUUUGAAUGUCCGCUUUGUGGGAAAAGUUUUAGUGAUAAUUACAGCCUGGUGACACACCAGAGGACUCACACAGGAGAGGAACCCAUUGAAUGUCCUAUCUGUGGGAAAAGUUUUUACAAAAAUUUCAAUCUUGUGACACACCAGAGGACUCACACAGGAGAGAAACCCUUUGAAUGUCCUAUCUGUGGGAAAAGCUUUUGUCAGAAUUCCGAUCUGGUGAGACACCAGAGGACUCACACAAGAGAGAAACCCUUCAAAUGUCCUGAUUGUGGAAAAGGUUUUAGUCAGAGUAUCAGCCUACGGAAACACCAGAUGACUCACACAGGAGAGAAACCCUUUGAAUGUCCUAUCUGUGAGAAAACCUUUAAUCAGAAUUCCAAUCUGGUGACACACCAAAUGACUCACACAGGAGAGAAACCCUUUGAAUGUCCUAUUUGUGGGAAAACCUUUAAUAAGAAUUGCAAUCUGGUGAGACACCAGAGGACUCACACAUGAGAGAAACCCUUUGAAUGUCUUUCCUGUAGGAAAGGUUUUUGUGAUCAUUCCAGCCUGGUGAAACACCAGAGGACUCACAGGUGAGAAACCAUUUGAAUGUCAUAUCUGUGGGAAAAGCUUUAGUGAUAAUUCUAAUCAAGUGAGACACCAGGACUCACACAGGAGAGAAACCCUUCGAAUGUCCUGAUUGUGGGAAAGGUUUUAGUCUGAGUUCCAGCCUAUGGACACACCAGAGGACUCACACAGGAGAGAAACCCUUUGAAUGUCCUGAUUGUGGGGGAGUUUUCAGUCAGAAUUUCAAUCUGGUGGCACACCAGAGGACUCGCACCGUGUAGAAAUCUUUGAAUUGUUGAGUCUGCGAUCAUUACUUCAAGCAUAAAUCAUCCCUUAUUGCACACAAGGUAAUUCAUAUGAGGAAAGAUAGAUGAGUGUAGAGAAUGCUUGAAUUUCAUUUGUGAUCUCCCAGUAUACAUGAGAAAUUGAUUGUUUUAAUUUUGGCCUGAUUAAUUUUGCUCAAACAUUUCUCAUGAUUAAAUUUGUAAGUGGAGUUAAAAGGAAAAGGAAAAAUGGCUAACUACUAGUUUCUGGUUAUCAGCAAAACUUUUGGAUAUUUCCUUUUCCAAAAGUAGAGGAAUUCCUCAAAAAGGAAUUGUGGGUGGAGCUUUUGUCUGCUGAUUAUGGAAUUCCCACAUGUGGAGUUUCAGUCUUCUACCUUGAUUUCACCUGAUUUUCAGCCCCAGAAUUCCACAGCCCGCAUAUAAGCAGUUCUCAAGAUAUAACUAUUAUGGGCUUUGAAUUAAGGUUGCAGGUUGCAAUGGCUCUUAAGUGAAAUUGCUUUCCUUAACUACCCGAAUCCCCCUGCUCUCCCUGAUGCAGCCAUUAAUCAAAUGUUUGAGUCGCUAAGCAGAACACAGUCUACUCAGAGCUGGGAAAAACUCCUUGGAGGCCUAGUGCAGGGCUAGGCCUGUCUGCCGUAGGAAUCUCUA